AUGGGGAAAUUAGGCUUUAUGGUUCUCUUUGGCCUUCUCACCAUAACAACCCUACUUCUUCCACAUCAUGUAACACUAGGAUCCCGCCACCACAAUCACCAUCCAAAAGAUCAUCAUCAUGAUCAUCACCACUCAAAACACCACCACGGAGACCCUACAUCGCCGCGAAUCGAACCCCAUGGGACCCAUGCCAUUCUCACUUUCAAUGACUUUGGUCCCCAUGGGGACGGAGGCGGUCCAUCCGAGUGUGACAGUAGGUUCCACCCUUUGCCUCAAAAGGUGGUAGCUCUGUCUACCGGAUGGUACAACAACGGUGAGUAUUGCGGGAGAAUGAUCCGAAUCACUGCGAGGAACGGAAGGUCGGCGGUGGCAAGGGUGGUGGAUGAGUGUGACUCAACGCAUGGAUGUAAGCACAACAUUGUUGAUGCAUCAAAAACUGUGUGGCAUGAUUUGGGACUCAACACAGACAUUGGUGAAGUACCAGUUACUUGGACUCUUGCCUAG
Arachis stenosperma is the source of this 504-nucleotide messenger RNA. Its product is annotated as ripening-related protein grip22-like. The record is from RefSeq and is a predicted model, not a curated record. The coding region runs from base 1 to 504 and encodes 167 amino acids. NCBI's taxonomy places the organism in Eukaryota, Viridiplantae, Streptophyta, Magnoliopsida, Fabales, Fabaceae. The transcript has a single exon.